UUCUUGAACCGGGAAAGUGGGGGAUUUGUCAUAUUGCAGUUUCUCAGCUCCGAAACUAAACCUAAUCAGAGUUGCUAGUUUCCUCCCAGAUUCGUGUUUCAGCUCCAAGGUUUUCUUCACUACUCUUUUGCUCCAAGUCAGUACUAUUUAUUAGCAAUGGCGGAUGAAGAACCUGUUGAUCAGAAAAGGUAUCUUGAAGAAGCUUGCAAGCCCAAGUGUGUGAAACCACUACUUGAAUAUCAGGCGUGCGUGAAGAGAAUCCAAGGGGACGAGAGUGGUCAUAAGCAUUGCACUGGACAAUAUUUUGAUUACUGGUCUUGCAUCGACAAAUGUGUUGCACCAAAACUAUUUACGAAACUGAAGUAAUGGACAAUUGUUAGGGAUGUGGGGAUCCUUUCCUUUUGUGCUUGAUUUUUUAUGCAACCUGUUUUUGUGGACUUGGUUUUUGCAUCUACAAAAAAUGCCAAGGGCUGUGCAAUUUUAUAAAAAUUAUGAAGACCUUUAACCAUGGUCAAUAAGAAAGGAUGUUGGAUUCACGUUUUGAGCUUG
Cucurbita moschata (crookneck pumpkin) is the source of this 549-nucleotide messenger RNA. RefSeq names its product cytochrome b-c1 complex subunit 6. The transcript is spliced from 5 exons. NCBI's taxonomy places the organism in Eukaryota, Viridiplantae, Streptophyta, Magnoliopsida, Cucurbitales, Cucurbitaceae. Gene Ontology annotation, biological process: mitochondrial electron transport, ubiquinol to cytochrome c. The record is from RefSeq and is a predicted model, not a curated record. Bases 157 to 366 code for a protein of 69 amino acids.